Messenger RNA from Pseudocercospora fijiensis CIRAD86, 216 nucleotides. RefSeq lists its product as uncharacterized. Bases 1 to 216 code for a protein of 71 amino acids. The transcript is spliced from 6 exons. Lineage: Eukaryota; Fungi; Ascomycota; Dothideomycetes; Mycosphaerellales; Mycosphaerellaceae. The record is from RefSeq and is a predicted model, not a curated record.
AUGGGAAAGUGGAAUGUCAUAUGGCUUUCAUCAUUACUGACUGCUCUAUGGGAGCCCUGUUGCUUCGCGCAGAUGCCCUCUGGCCAUGCUUCUUUUUUUACAUCAUAUCGUGAUGGCGAGUUCGUGAUUGGAGACCCGGUUGUCGUUGUUGGAGUGCACCGCGGAGUGCGCGGGCUCCGUAACCACGCCGCCAGGAUGUGCCGGGAUUGGCAAUAA